Messenger RNA from Austrofundulus limnaeus, 2021 nucleotides. RefSeq names its product caveolae associated protein 4a (gene cavin4a). Gene Ontology annotation, biological process: regulation of gene expression. The transcript has 2 exons. NCBI's taxonomy places the organism in Eukaryota, Metazoa, Chordata, Actinopteri, Cyprinodontiformes, Rivulidae. Gene Ontology annotation, cellular component: cytoplasm; caveola. The coding region runs from base 181 to 1146 and encodes 321 amino acids. The record is from RefSeq and is a predicted model, not a curated record.
GACACCUUUUUUAAAGGAAGUAGGUGGAGUCCCCACUUCUCUGAUCCCAGAUCUGAGUUUGGGUUGUAGAGUUUGGGUGUUGCCACUCUCGGGUCUGCUGGUUACCCCAACAAUACUCGUCCAGGUUCCUCGACUAAACUAAAGGUUUCACAGAAGCUUUGAAGACACCAAACCACUGCGAUGGAUCAGCUGAAGCACCGCACGGCGGGGGUUCAGGAGAAGUUGGAGAUCGUCGGCGUGGAGGACGAGGCCGGGAACCCCAUCAGCGCCCUGACCAUCCUGUCUCUCCUGGAACGAGUGGCUGGCAUCAUCGACAACGUGCAGUCCAGCCAGCAGCGCAUGGAGGAGCGCCAGCAGGAGCUGGAGAACAACAUCAAGACUGUCCAGGGGGACGUGCUGAAGCUGGCCAAAGACCACAGCGACACCAGCGUCACGGUGGACAAGCUCCUGCAGAAAACACGCAAAGUCAGCGCCAACGUCAAGGACGUCCGCUCGCGCGUGGAGAAGCAGAACGUCCGGGUCAAGAAGGUGGAGACGACGCAGGACGAGCUGCUCACACGCAACAAGUUCCGGGUCGUCAUCUACCAGGGUGAGACGGAGAUCCCGUCUGURGCCGUCACCAAGGGUCCACAAGGACCCGUCCUGGAGGGUCUGAAUAUUGAGCCGGAUUCCUACGACCUGCCCGUCGACCUCUCCUCUGACGAAGAGGGUCUGGGCGACGACGAGCCGGACCCGUCGCGAGCGACCCGCCUCAAGAAGUCCAUGGUGAAGAGCACGGAGACCCUGAAGGCCGCCUUCUCCAAGGAGAACAUGAGCAAAACCAAAGACAACCUGGGCACCAAGCUCCACAGCCUGGGYGAGAAGGUCAUGCCGCCGGAGCGGAGGGAGAAGAUGCACCAGGCCGGCGAGCGGCUGAAGCAGUCCGGCGAGCGGCUGAAGGAGAACAUCGCCAAGAAGGCCCCCAGCAAGGAGGCCUUCCGCAUCAAGCUGAAGAAGGAGCGCAUCGUGGCCGAGGGCCAGGAGGGCCAGGAGGGCCAGGAGGGCCAGGAGUCCGAGGCCGGGGCCCAGGCCAAGGAGGAGAAACCAGCCGAAACCAAGAGGGAGGGCCCAGUGGAGGAGGGCGGAGCUACGAGAGUAACAGAAUAAGAUGACAGGAAGUAGGCGAGGCGGGACACGAUGGAUGAUUUGUUUUAUUUGUCUCAAUAUCAAAAUGAAAUUUGUUUUUAAAUCAAAUUAUUUAUAAAAUCUGCUCAUUCGAACUUUUGUAAACAAACAAACUCUGAGUCCAGUUGUCAGAGUGCAGAGAAGGUGAAAGGUCAAAGGUCAGAGAGUGUGUUCCAGUCUUUUAUCUGAAUGUAAAUAUGGUUGAACAAACAGCAGGUCUGAUGUCUGCUAACGUUUAGACAGAAGCUGAAGAGAGCUGCUUUAAAAAAAGCCCCAAUCUUCUAAACUCGCAGCUUUUUCUUUACGUUUACAAAGGUUCAAAUCUGCACCGUUUCCUCGAACAAAUACAGAAACUUUACGAGGUGCAGGUCUGACCUUUAUUCAGGAUCUGGAGGUGAAACUGUAAGGUCCGGACCAGGUUCUGUUCAGUCCUGGAUCUAGAGGUUCCUCUGCUCCGUCACACCUGGUUGAAGAAGUGACUCAGGUGUGCUGCAGCAGAGAGGCAGGUCCAGGACCAGGACUGGGUUCAUCUGGUCCGCAGGUGGACGUGGGCGGUCAAAGCUGCGACUUCAGAGCUUUUUGCUUGUUUUCUUUUAAAGUUUCAGUUUUUGCUGAUUUUUUUUUUUUUUAUCAACAUUUGAUGUUGAGAUGAUUUCUGAGGCUGCUGCUUUCACCAGAGUGUUUCAUGCUUAACUUUAAUAGAGUGGUGUCUUAUUCUGAAAAUCCACUUCCUGUAYGGCUUCUGUUCUUAUGUUUGUGUGUUUGUGCUGCUGAGCUCAGUUAAAAUUAUUUAGGUUCAUUUCUUCUCAUUUCACUUUGUUUUCAUUUUAUAUAAAUAAAAUUCACCUGAAACUAAA